Messenger RNA from Danio rerio (zebrafish), 4082 nucleotides. Lineage: Eukaryota; Metazoa; Chordata; Actinopteri; Cypriniformes; Danionidae. The record is from RefSeq and is a predicted model, not a curated record.
CCGGCCAAGUGAACCGUGCUUGAGCCUGAUUCAGCGCACUCACACUUCUCAAACGAUCCGGGAAAUGGGCCUGGGCACGGAACGGAUGGCAUAGUGUGAGUAGGCCCUUAGAUGCAGCAGUCUCAGCAGGGAACCCCAAACCUUUCUCUCUCUACAAACACUUCUCCAGCUCUCCUGAAAAGAUUUCAAUGUGUUCACAGGCAAGCAGAGGGAGAUAGUCCCUCCAGCAUUAUCCUGGAUUUUCCUUGUGUCGUCUCCCUGGUGGGACAAGUUCAGAACCGCUCCCUAGGUAGGCAUCCAGUAAUCAUUCAAAACAGAUGCCCAGUCCUCUUGAGCUAGCUCUUCUUGAUGUAAAAGAGCAAUGGCUCUACUCUGAGCUCCUCCAAAUGACAGAACCCCUCACACUUUCCUUAAGAGUUCUCCUGCUACCCUGCAAAAGACGCUCAUUUCAGCCACUUUUCCUUUCAGUCAUGCCCAUAAGGCAUUGGUCACCAAACUUGUUCCUGAAGGUCCGGUGUGUCCUGGAGAUUUUCGCUCCAACCAUAAUCAAACCCACCUGAACAAGCUAAUCAAGGUCUUACUAGGUAUACUUGAAACAUCCAGGCAGGUGUGUUGAGGAAAGUUGGAGCUGAACUCUGCAGGGACUCCAGGAUUUGUGACCCCUGCCAUAAGGCCUUCGGUCUUGUUUCUAAGGUCUUGUUCUUUAGGAUGAUGGGAGUUUGCCAUGUGCUUCGUGAACAUGAAGAAGGCCAGUUUGACCAUGUCCCUUGUUGCAUUUUGUAAAAAUCUGCUGAGAAAGUAUGGGGUACGAGACGCUUCUCUCAUUCCCCAGGUAUUCCCACUCUCACAACAUUGACCUUGGGGUCAUGACCAAAAGGACUUCAGAAUUGUUAUCAGGAUCUUGUUCUUUUGGUUAUGACCAUCAUGGGUUUUUAUAGUGUUUUUUUAUGUUGUUGCUGGUGUCGAUGUGACGUAAUUUAGUUCAGCAUUACCUCUACCGUGAUGUUUUGAACGACAAAAUAAAGGAAACCUGUUGAGAAGUUUUGUUCCUAAACAGCAAACUCAGUGUCACACCUCUGCUCCGAUGGUACACUCCAAUCUCCUCAUUCAAUCUCUGGCCAAUCAGGACUGCCUCAAGGGCUUUAUUAACUGCACCUGUGCCCACAGUUUGCUAAUCUCUGGCAGCACAUGGCUGAACUGUGCAGAGGACUGAAUUUGAUCUCCUUUGUUUUCCUGUGUGUGCGCGUAUUUGACCAUGUAAGUGGCUUUUGCAUGAUUUAAGUUGACUUAAGUGCUCAUGUUUCAUGUUUGCCAUAUUUCUGUUUAGUUAUGUACUUUGUUUUUUGGUAAACUGAAGCAUUUGUAUUUCUGUUAUUUCCUUACUGAUUACUGACACAUUGUAUAUCUGUUAUUUCCUUGCAGAAAAUCACACACACACACACACACACAAACACACACAUACAUACCUUUCAUCCUAAGUACAAAUGUAAAAGCCAGAAACUACAGAACGAUAACCAGAAACCAGCAACAAUCUAGAAUACAUGAUUAUAUGCUGUCAUGGACUUUAUAAUUAAAAAAAUGUCAUUAUAAUGAAAGUCAAUGGGGCAAAAACUGCCCCCAACAUAAUGAAAGGGUGGUAAAUUAGAGUGUGUUGUUGAAUUUUUGAAACAUUUCAAAGCUUUUUUCCCAAAAUAUUUGUCAAAAUAAGAUUCAUCAUUAAAAAUCAUUCCAUUUGCUGAAACAGAGAAAGUUGUGCCCAAAUUAAGACUCAAAAUCAGCCCAGAGUGGAUGAAAACACCCCAACAGCGCACAGGGGUUUAGAGCUGUUAAUGAGAAUCAACACAAACAGCUUUUAAAUCUCAGAAGAGUCUGUUCUAUUCCAGAAUCACAUUGAAUAAAUGUAAUAUAAUUUGUUGUAGUUUUUAUUUGUUUAUUAUAAGCUAUCUGAUUUUUAUAAAAAAGUUUUCAUAUAUAUUCACAGAUGAUGCGUGAUUUGUAAACUGUCAUUGUGUUGUAAUCUUAUUUGUAAUUUAAAAACAAUCAAAUCCGCCGCUGUUCCCGCCUCUCCGUGAUGACGUCAGCGCUGACGCGUUCAUUCAGCGUCGAGUCUUCAGAGCUGAGCAGGCAGAGAGCAGCUCUGAGAGGACAAUAUGAGCUGAGUAACUUGUUUGUUGUUGUGUUUGAAUUCAGUUGUACAGCGAAAUAUGAUCUGUGUAGGGAAAUACUGCAGCGUACAUCUUUAGUUUGAUGCAGAGAAAUAGCUUGAGGUGCUCUUUGUCUUAUUUAUAAAAUGGUAAUUAGUUCAUCCUGCAAACACUCUGUAUAAAAUGAGCUGAUCCGCUGCUGCUGAUUUAUGAGUGUUUAUAGUCUGAGGUUCAUCAAUAUUAUCAGAGCUGCUGAAAUCCUCUUUAUUUUUAGUCAAUAGCUUCUUUUAUUCCCUUAUUCAUUAUACUGAUGCCUUCUGAUUAACAGAUUAUCACAUUGAGUUAAUGUUAUUGGUGUCAGCUAACUUGAACAAAUUAUAUAAUCAUAUUGUUUCUCCUAUAAGAUUCAACAUUAUAAUGUUUUAUUUCAUCAAUCAGUGUAAACAAAUUAGAUUUCUUGUUGUUUCUUCUCCUAAAGCGCCAUCAGUGAAAGACAAAGACAGAGUUUAUUGAAGGACAGUGAGAAGAUGAGUGAUCCAGAACCCUGCAGAAUUAAACAGGAAGAGACUGAAGAACUAAUAGAUGUGAUGGUGAAGGAGGAGAGUGAAGAACUGAGUGAAGAUGAGGAGAAACAUCAUGUCAAGAGGGAAGAAGAAACUCACACAGAGGACGAACACAAUUUUAUAACAAAAAGGAAAGAUUUCACUUGUACACAGUGUGGAAAGAGUUUCAGCCGCAAAUGUGAUCUCAAGUCUCACAUGUUGAUCCACACCGGAGAGAACCCUUACAAGUGUUCACACUGCGACAAGAGUUUCUAUUGUUCAGCCCACCUGAAAUCGCAUGAGAAGACCCACACUGGACGGAAACGGCACAAAUGUGAUCAAUGCAGCAAAUUAUUUUCAAGGCCUUCAGAGUUAAAGAUCCAUCUUAAAAUUCAUACAAAGGAGAAGCCUUAUUCAUGCUCUGAGUGUGGAAAGAGUUUUAUAGAUCAGUCACAUGUAAAAAAACAUCAGAAGAUCCACACUGGUGUGAGAGAGCAUGUGUGCUUUAAGUGUGGGAAGAGUUUUAUUAAAACUGGAGACUUGAAACGACACCAGAUAGUCCACACUAAAGAGAAACCGUUCACAUGUACUUUGUGUGGGAUGAGUUUUAAACGAUCCUCAAACCUUGAAAGGCACUUGCUGCGCCACACUGGAGACAAAACACACAAGUGUGAUCAGUGCGGUAAAACCUUUUUUAGAGCUUCUCAUCUGACGGACCAUCUUGAAGUUCAUACACAGGAAAAGCCUUAUUCAUGUCCUGUGUGUGGAAUGAGUUUUAGGCGUUUACGAAAUUCAAAUGAACAUCUGAAGAUCCACACUGGUGUGAGGGAGUUUGUGUGCUUACAGUGUGAGAAGAGUUUCAUUAGAGCUACUGACCUGAAACAACACCAGCGGAUUCACACUGGAGAGAAACCGUACACAUGUACUGAGUGUGGGAAGAGUUUUAGAGUUUCAUCAUCUCUUACUUCACACAUGCUGCGCCACACUGGAGAAAGACCACAUAAAUGUGAUCAAUGCGGUAAGGCAUUUUUGAGGCCGUACGAGCUGAGGAAACAUUUUCUGGCUCAUGCAAGGCGGAGCCUUAUUCAUGUUCCCUGUUAACAUCAAUGAUAUUUACCUUCCUGGAAACUCUCCACUGUAUUCACGAACAUCAGAUUUCACAGCUAAAAAGUAUUUUAGGUUGCUUUCACACCUACACUUUUGUUUCGGAACGCGUCUCGAUUGCCCAGUUAGCGCGGUUCGUUUGGCAUAUGUGAACAGGGUAAUCGCGCUCUGUUUCGCUCCAAAGUAAUCGCUCCGAGAUCGCUUGAAUGAGGUGGUCUCGGCUGGAUUGAAACGAACUCUGGAGCGGUUCGAUUGCAGUGAGAAAGCGAUACGAUCCGAGCGCGGUUAUAUC